Messenger RNA from Prunus armeniaca (apricot), 795 nucleotides. Lineage: Eukaryota; Viridiplantae; Streptophyta; Magnoliopsida; Rosales; Rosaceae. The record is from the annotation of a GenBank genome assembly.
AUGUAUGGUGUGAAAUAUGGCGGCACUAUUGUUCAAGUGAGUGUAGGGUGUUGUCUUAGGUUAACAGUGGGAAGCAUCGAGUGGAUGAUGGCGGCUGUUGAUGAUUUGGUGUCUGGUCUCACCUCUUCCUUGGCAAUUUCAGAAUCUGAAUCAGUGGAGGUUGUCGGGUUAGAGGAUCUCGGAAACUUGAAGGCUAAACGGUUUUUGCUCAUUGGGAAGUUGCUCACUUCAAAGGUGUUUCAUAAGGAGGCUUUAUUUGGCACGUUGAAGAGGAUAUGGCAUACAAGAGAGGAGUUCACUGCGGUGUCUCUGGACGACCCCAAGAAGUUCCUGUUCUUUUUCAAAUCAGAUUUCGAUAGGAAGAAUGUGAUGAGGGGCUCCCCUUGGACUUUUGAUAAAGCGUUGUUGCUAUUGACAAGCACUGAUGGUGCAGUGGACCCUAUGUCCGUUUCGGUGGAUUCGCAAAGUUUUUGGGUGCGAGUGCGGCGUAUUCUGCCGAUAUUUUUGACCCCAGCCAUGGGAGAAAAACUAGGGAAUUUUUUGGGUAUGUUCUACAUAGUGGAUCGUGGCUUAAAUGGAGACUGUUUGGGGAGCUUUCUGCGUAUUACGGUAGGAUUGAAAAUCAAUGAGCCGCUGAAAAGGUGUGUCACACUGCGUUUGUCGGCAGAUGAACCGGCUAAACAGUAUGAAAUAGAAUAUGAGGGGUUCUCGUAUUUCUGCUUAUAUUGUGGGCGUCUGGACCAUGUGGGUUCUGCAUGCAGUGUCAAGGCCUCAUGGGCUAUUGAAGAUGAAUAA